AUGCGAUGCGCGAGCAAGGCCGCCGAGAGCGCGUCUGCACGUCUCUGUGCGGACGCCGAAGCAGAAACCACAGCAACUGAUGUCCCAUCGGUUGCUGAAGAGACCCAGCCUGUGUCACUUGGUGACGCAGGCGCUGGUCAUGAAGACACUCGUGUCUUCACAGAGUACGAGCUCGGUGUCUCGUACUCUCCUGGUACGGAUGACGGAUCCGUAUCGACGGCAAUUGAAUCCAAGCCGCCUGCCAAGCGUGGCAUGGACGAUGCUUUGCGUCGCAGCAUCUUUGGUUCAUCUGAUGAGUCAGAUGAACCAUCGCCGAAGCGAAGGCGCUCGAGGUCGCGAGACUCGGGCGCUAACAGUGGUGUCGGUUCUCCAAUGGACACCACUUCACAGCGAGGUGCCAGUACUUCUGUCGGCACGUCGCAGGAAGAGCGGGACCGCAAUAUGUUGCGUCUCGCUCCAGAAAAGAAGGCAUGGAUGCCUCCAAAAUCUGUCAUGGAUCACUUGUCGGCGACGACGAGUGAUCGUUAUCGAACACGAUUGUUCGAUUCGUCAAGGAUCCAUCACCUUGACCCCAGCGCGAAAGACUAUCGCGCUGAACAUGAGUUCUUCAUCGAUGCUUUCUUCAGACAUCGAUGGUACAGUGGGAAUCACAAACGUGAUGGUCCCUCACUACUUCAGGCGUGGAACGCCUACAUCCAUAACCUCGAGGAUGUAGGUCGUGACGCUUGGAACGACAAACUUAUCAAAGCUCGUGAUAAGUUUGAAAAGCGAACCCCGACAGGUGCACGCUACAAGCUGCAUCGUCUGUCAAGGGAGAAAGGAUUACCCUGCCUCUCUUGGGGAGACUCGUGCCCAUGUUGUGUGAACAACUCUGCACGAGCACCUAAGGAGGCUUACCUCCUUACCAGCCCGUGGUGGCGCGUACGUGUCUCUACUGAGAUGAUGUGCCGCGUCGUACUGCUCGACCAGACCCAGUACGUCAACCAUCAAUUGGGAGCGGGGGCUCCCAAGAAUCCCAGGACGGGGGAUAGCCGCGCCACCGGACGAGGUAACUCGUCCGACGUCCGUUCACGUCGCGGUGGUUCAACAGCUGCUCAACUAGAUAGCGCUGGCCACCGCGAGAGUCCUCUAAUGGAGGUGGAGGAGGAGGAAAGACGCUCUCCACACGAUCAUGUGGAUCGGUGUGUUCCCGAGAGCUUCUUUGAUCGCGUAACGCAAGGGUUACGCGACGAUCUCGAGCAUGAGCGGAAUAGGCGUCUCCAGAUGGUGGACACUGCCUCGAAGCAUCGAGCUGAGUUUGCCUUUGCUCAGCUUGAGAACGAGAGAUCUCUGACAUCUCUUCGUGACGAGCUAAGGGUAGCUCGUGGGAUUGUUGAUCGGUCUCGGGCUGAGAUAACUGCUCUUCAGACCCUUGUUGAUGCCCACCAUCGGGAGCACAAGGCUCUCUGCGAGAUGCUUGAGCGCAAGGGCGUUCUUCAUCGGAAGAAGCAGCGUACUGAUGGUACGGCUUAA
Peronospora matthiolae is the source of this 1512-nucleotide messenger RNA. The record is from the annotation of a GenBank genome assembly. NCBI's taxonomy places the organism in Eukaryota, Oomycota, Peronosporomycetes, Peronosporales, Peronosporaceae.